This is a messenger RNA of Trachemys scripta elegans, 4687 nucleotides long. Its product is annotated as actin filament-associated protein 1-like 2. The record is from RefSeq and is a predicted model, not a curated record. Gene Ontology annotation, molecular function: SH3 domain binding; SH2 domain binding. Lineage: Eukaryota; Metazoa; Chordata; Testudines; Emydidae. Gene Ontology annotation, cellular component: cytosol. Gene Ontology annotation, biological process: inflammatory response; positive regulation of DNA-templated transcription; regulation of interleukin-6 production. The coding region runs from base 160 to 2400 and encodes 746 amino acids. The transcript has 19 exons.
CCCCUCCCCUCCCGGCAUGGGCUGCGCUGGGGCCGGGGCUGCGCCGCUCCUGUGCGCCCGGCUUCCCCGGCUCCGGCGCCCGCGGAGGAGAGGGCGCCCGGCGCUAUGUGAGCGGCCCGCGCCGGAGCCUGCCCCAGCGCCCCCCCUGCAGCCGGCGCCAUGGAGAAGCAGAAAGCUGGGAGCGGGGAGUGGAGCCUGGAGCCGUCCGGAGUGGUGCCGAGAAGGGAGACGCAAAACAUUUCCAGAUGCAUGGCGGAGAGGAGGGAAGAGCAGCCUGGCAGGGCGGGUGAGGAGCAGCCUGGCAGUGGGGAAGCAAAAGGAAACUGCUGCUGGGACAUAGAGCAGACACAGCUCCUGUUUGGGGCUAGAAUCUGGAGGGCCCCUUCCACCAUUUAUGGCCCAGAUCUAGACAAGCUCCUUUUGGACCUAGAGUCCUUCCUGCUGAUCCUGGACCGAGAGAACCUCAGCUACAUUGCUCAGGCCAAGAAGAAAUCCAUCGCUGAGCUACUUUCCAGGUUCCAGAGCCCUCCAUCAGAGGACGCAGAGUACAUGAUCAUGCGCUGCAUCUCACCCUCCUCUGGGAGCAGCGCCUUCCAAACGCCGGCUGACCUGAGCCCAUGCCAAGCAGCAAUCUCGUCUCCAGACCCGAUGGGAAGGGUAGAGUGUGACUUGCCUGCUGCCAAUGGCCAGUGCUCCUCAGGCGGGACAAACCCGUUGGGCAUCCUGCCCCACCUCCCUAGCCUGCCAGCUGAGGACUCCUACGAGGAGGCAGAACCCAUCAACCCCAAGGGACAUAUGAGCCCAGCGGGCGGCGGGGACACAGACAGCAGCCACUACGAGUCGUAUGGCGAGGACGAGGACUGCGUGAAGGACCGUGCGCACUACAUCCAGUGGCCACCCACCACCGAGGCUCCUGCUCGCCCCGAGGCCCAACUCUGCAGCUUCCUCUGGAGGAAACGCUGGCUCGGGCAGUGGGCCAAGCAGCUCUUCAUCGUCCGGGAACACGCCCUGCUGUGCUACAAGUGUGCCAAGGACCUGCAGCCAGUGCUGGAGCUGGACCUGCGCGGCUGCCGCGUUGUCUACAAGGCCAAGCGCAGCAAGAAGAUGCAGCAUGUGCUGAAGAUCACGGGGGCAGCGGCAGAGACGCUGGUGAUGGGCUUCCAGAGCCGCCAGCAGGCCGAGGACUGGAGGAAGGUGAUUGAGGAGGUGAGCAGCUCUCCUCUCAGCAGGCCUUCUGCCCACAACUCUCCAGUAUUGCCCAGCUCAGAGCAGGGCAGGAACUCACCCCAGGUGAGAGGUUCCCAGCUUGGCUCUGACUCAGAUGAGGAGAACUCCCUGGUCAGCCCAGCUACAGCUGGCUGCAUCCCAACUGGAGAGCCAAAGAAGGGAGGUUUCCUGGAUGUGCUGCUGAACGGCCAGUGGCAGAAGCUGUGGUGCAGGGUGGAGCAGGGUGCCCUACGGAUGUUCAGAGACCCCAGCUGCACUGAGAGCCCCGAGUACGCUGUGCCGCUGGCGGGCAGCAAUGUGACCCCGGUGGCCGACGUGGGCCAACGCCAUCACAUCCACAUCAGCCAGCAAGGCAGAGAGGUCGCCAUCCUGCAGACCCACUCGGAUGAAGAGAGGGACGUCUGGCUGAAGAUCCUGCAGGUGGAGAAGGGAGCGGAACCAGCCUCUGUGUAUGAAACCUCAGUCCCUGGAGAUGGACCCAGCUCUGCCCCUGUGGGGGGCCUGCUCUUGCGAAGAUUCCCGACCCCCAACACCUACAUGGACGACCCCUUUGGGCAGCUCCCGCUGGCGACACACCCCAGCCCUGUCUACUCCAACUCGGAUAUACUGCACCAGCUGCAGCAGAGCUUGGACAGAGCCGCCCAAGACCAGAUGCAGAGACUCCCGUGUGCCCUUCCCGACAAUGCUUUCAGCAACCCCCAGAGCAGGGCUCCGGAGGAGACAGCUGCUCCUCCAGCCAGCCUGGGCAAGUCUCCGAACAAGCAGUGGGUAGAAGUGGCCCCGGAGCUGAAAAGCCGGGAUUUUUUCCAGUCUCAGCGGAUGCUGAUGCAGCCCGAGAGGAAGGGCGCCCCAGACAGCUUGGAUUUCUUAAUUGGUAAGAGGGCCUUCCCCAAGCUGGAGGAGAAAGUAGGGCAGCUGGAAAGGGCAUGCCGGAUGAAAACCAGGCUGAAGGCCGGCUCGGAGAUGAACCUGCUAGCCAUCGGCAAGUCUCUGAAGGGCCACAUAGCCACCGCCACCAGCUCAGCAGGCUCCGAGGGUUCCUUCCUAACACCUCUGCUGAAACGCACCACCUCCACCAAGAGCGCCCUGAGGCGAGCGCCCUCCGUGGUCAUCAUUGAAAAGGGGAAGGUUCUGCAGAAGAGAAAGGAAUGGGAGAUGAAGUCUGCCAUGUAAUCGGCCCCUUCCACCCGCUGAGCGUUCCCAAAGGCAGGAGACAUUGCACUGUACAUAUACAUAUCAGACCGUGCGUCUAUAUAUAUACCGUUAAUGCUGCAUGUGGAUCAUGCAGAAUAAACUCUGAAUCUCUCCUUUUUUUUACCAUAGUUAUCAAUGUUACAAUAACUCUUUUUUUUUUUUUUAAACUGACUGGAUUUUUAUAGGUUGUCUGCAAUGGCACUGAAAUGGGGAAAGGGGGACCGGGCUGGGUGUGGGAGGGCUUGCCCAGCAUUACCGGGUCUGGACUCUUCACAGCAGCAAAUCCAUCUGGUACCAUUUUCCAGGGAGCGAUUCCGCAGUGGCUUGCGAGCUCAUUAGCCACCAGCACUCUCCUCCUUGCAGUUGAUGUGACAGAGGUGGAGCCGAGAUGGCUUCUUUGUUUUUAUUUACGGAACCUUCCUGCAGCUUCAAAUUGCAUCGGCUGGUGCUUCAGAAGACAGUUCUCUUGAAUGCCUCCUGAAACACGGGAUGAAAGAUGAGCGCAAACAUGAACAACAGCUUCUCAUGGUGUUAGACUCUAAAGAAAGUGGAGAUACAAAGAGGAUGCUCUGGACUACCUAGCCACCUGUUCUUGAGUCCUUUGAAAUCUUUCAUGGAUCUUCUCCACUCCUCUUCCUAGCAAACACCUUUCUCCAUAGAGAUAUCAGCCCUACUUUUGGUUUCCAGAUAGACACAGAUGUUUUACGGUGCAGGGAUGGAAUGAUGCAGCUCUUUGAUAACAUUACAUGCAUUGUGCAGCUGGGCAUGUCUGAAAUCAGAAGAGAGCUUCUAACUGGGUACGCUGGCCAUACACCCAGGAGUCUAAACGGGAGGAGGAGGCUGCCAGGAGGUGUGAUGCUACCCUGCUGCACUGCCUCUGGCCAGCUGUUCUUGGGAGCCUGCAUGAUGGAACUGAAAGGGAAGGAACAUGAGCAGGGACCGAGAAGUGUGGCAGCUGCUUUUAAAGUGGUCACAGGCUCUGCUAAGAGGAGACAACAAUUUCUGUAGCCAUUUAGAGAUGGGCAAUUCACUUCUUUUUGAAACAUCAGAGUCCAAUGAGCUGUGGAACAACUGUAGGUGCCCACUGUGGUUUAGUGGAUCGAGCACAGGGCAGGGAGUCAAGACGGCUGGGUUUUGCCCUUGGGCAAGUCUCUUCCCCUCUGUGUCCCUCAGCUUCUCCCUCUGUCAAACAGGCUUAAUGACACUGACCCACCUUCAUAAAGCAAUCUGAGAUCUGCUGCCAUCAGCACCAGAGCAAGGGCAAAGUCUGGUUAGUAACUCUCUCCCAAGCCUGAAAGCUCAGAUGCCCAGUGAAUAUUUAAGGUUGAGACAUGGACACAACUUUCAUUACAGCAAGUGGCAUGAGAGUAACUGCAUUGAGAAUAGUGUAAACACAGGAGCGUUGAUUGUAUUUAUCUUUAUAGGGACUCAGUCAGCUUCAAGGUACUAUGUUGUGAAUAAACUAGUGUCUUGUGUUACAAAUAACACCUUAGGCGAUGAAAAGAAUUUUUCAAAAUAUAGAGAACAUAUCGUUAUUUAUGUUCUUCGGCCAAGACUUGGACAACAGAAAUCAAUUUCACAUCAUUUUCAUUGUCUGGUUCUGAUCUGCAAUCAGAGCUGCCUUCCCCUGGGCCUGCCCAGAGCCAUAUUGACAUCAACAAGGCUGCAGUUGGCCCAGCGUGACAGCCACCCCAACACACCUGGGAUUGAAACAGAUGACACCUCCAGAGCUAAAAGCCUGAGUCACUCCAGCUGGGCUAUUAGAGAUUCCCAUCCUCAGUGGAGCACAGAGAGGAACUCAUACCACAUAGUGCCCAGUCGGUUUCAUAAGGGCUUGCUCAUACAGAAUCAGUAAUUUACAGGAUCCAGGUAUAAGAACCUGACCGUAAUCUAAAGCAAAACAGACUUUGUUGAUUUCCAUUGCAUGGUGCUGCAAUGUUUAGGUUGCAAACGCUGCAGGGGAACUGUUAUUUGUUUAAAAGCAACUGUUUGCAUUGGAUUUUGUUUUGUAAUUGUAGAAAUAUUUUUUCUAAUGUUUUUGAGUUUUUUUAAAAACAUGCUUUUACCAAAUUGAAAGGUGUGUGUGUGGGGGAAAUGUUAAAUUGACAGUGUGCCUUUAAAGGUCCUUUGUGUAACUCAUUAAUUCAGAAAGAUGUGAGGGUUAGAUGGGGGGGGGGGGGAUGUCUUUUUUGUUUGUUUUUUGCUGGGGUUUUGGGUUGUUUUUAACAAACUGUCAUGUCAAAUAAAUGUUUCAAACCCCACCUUU